CGCGGGAGCCGCCGCGCCCGUCCGCCCGCCGCUCCGCGCUCCACCCAGCGCACCCGGGCCCCGCGCCCCCAACUGCCUCCGGCGGCCGCCCAGUCCCGAGGGCGCCAUGAGGAGCCUGUGCUGCGCCCCACUCCUGCUCCUCCUGCUGCUGCCGCCGCUGCUGCUCACGCCCCGCGCUGGGGACGCCGCCGUGAUCACCGGGGCUUGUGACAAGGACUCCCAAUGUGGUGGAGGCAUGUGCUGUGCUGUCAGUAUCUGGGUCAAGAGCAUAAGGAUUUGCACACCUAUGGGCAAACUGGGAGACAGCUGCCAUCCACUGACUCGUAAAGUUCCAUUUUUUGGGCGGAGGAUGCAUCACACUUGCCCAUGUCUGCCAGGCUUGGCCUGUUUACGGACUUCAUUUAACCGAUUUAUUUGUUUAGCCCAAAAGUAAUCGCUCUGGAGUAGAAACCAAAUGUGAAUAGCCACAUCUUACCUGUAAAGUCUUACUUGUGAUUGUGCCAAACAAAAAAUGUGCCAGAAAGAAAUGCUCUUGCUUCCUCAACUUUCCAAGUAACAUUUUUAUCUUUGAUUUUUAAAUGAUUUUUUUUUUUUUUAUCGAAAGAGAAUUUUACUUUUGGAUAGAAAUAUAAAGUGUAAGGCAUUAUGGAACUGGUUCUUAUUUCCCUGUUUGUGUUUUGGUUUGAUUUGGCUUUUUUCUUAAAUGUCAAAAAGUACCCAUUUUCACAAAAAUGAGGAAAAUAAGAAUUUGAUAUUUUGUUAGAGCAACUUUUUUUUUUUUUUCUCACCACCCCAAGCCCCAUUUGUGCCCUGCCACACAAAUCCACCUACAGCUUUUGGUCCCUUGCCUCUUCCACCUCAAAGAAUUUCAAGGCUCUUACCUUACUUUAUUUUUGUCCACUUCUCUUCCCUCCUCUUGCAUUUUAAAGUGGAGGGUUUGUCUCUUUGAGUUUGAUGGCAGAAUCACUGAUGGGAAUCCAGCUUUUUGCUGGCAUUUAAAUAGUGAAAAGAGUGUAUAUGUGAACUUGACACUCCAAACUCCUGUCAUGGCACGGAAGCUAGGAGUGCUGCUGGACCCUUCCUAAACCUGUCACUCAAGAGGACUUCAGCUCUGCUGUUGGGCUGGUGUGUGGACAGAAGGAAUGGAAAGCCAAAUUAAUUUAGUCCAGAUUUCUAGGUUUGGGUUUUUCUAAAAAUAAAAGAUUACAUUUACUUCUUUUACUUUUUAUAAAGUUUUUUUUCCUUAGUCUCCUACUUAGAGAUAUUCUAGAAAAUGUCACUUGAAGAGGAAGUAUUUAUUUUAAUCUGGCACAACACUAAUUACCAUUUUUAAAUCGGUAUUAAGUUGUAAUUUAAACCUUGUUUGUAACUGAAAGGUCGAUUGUAAUGGAUUGCCGUUUGUACCUGUAUCAAUAUUGCUGUGUAAAAAUUCUGUAUCAGAAUAAUAACAGUACUGUAUAUCAUUUGAUUUAUUUUAAUAUUAUAUCCUUAUUUUUGUCACGGUUGUUGUCAGUUUUUAUUAUAAGCAAAUUUCUAAAUAGGCUACGUCCCAACAUGGAUAAAGACCCCAAGGUUGGUAAAAUAGCCCCAAAGAUAUGUGCAUUUUCAUUUUACAUACAGCAGAGUUGUGUUUGCAUGGAUUUUAAGGUAGUUCAAAAAAUAAACGAUGCAUAAAUCAGUGAGGUUUUGGAGUGUGAAGGAAAAUGAUGCUGUGCAAAACUGAUUGUAAUCAGGAAUGGACUGAUGGGGCUUAAGUGUAUUGACUUGGCAAAGAGUGAUGGGAGUGUGUGUCGCGAGUGGUUAGGCAGGGUGCUAGGUGCUACCACACAGUGAUGCCAAUGUAGGCUGGCCUCGAAAACCCACCGAGUAUCGUAAAUGGUUUCAACGUCGCAAAUAAACAACUUAUGAAAUGUGUUCAA
Messenger RNA from Pan troglodytes (chimpanzee), 1919 nucleotides. It is a transcript of the gene PROK2, whose product is annotated as prokineticin 2. The transcript has 3 exons. Gene Ontology annotation, biological process: endothelial cell proliferation. NCBI's taxonomy places the organism in Eukaryota, Metazoa, Chordata, Mammalia, Primates, Hominidae. The record is from RefSeq and is a predicted model, not a curated record. Bases 107 to 433 code for a protein of 108 amino acids.